GCUCGUAACAUCGAAUUGAAGAUUCAUAAUUUCGUUGAAGAAGCGGAGUCUCGUGGUGGUGUGCCGGUCGAAGGAAUGCUCUCUCGUGAUACCAAGCAGGAGAGGGAUUUGUGGAAGAUUCGUGAGAACAUACCAGUGGCAUUGAACAGGGAAGGUGUUCUUCAUAAAUAUGAUGUGUCUCUGCCAGUGAGUGCGAUGGACGACUUGGUUCGACAUGUACGGAGGGAGUUCCAUCGUAGAGGAGAGAUUCGCCGUGUUGUCGGUUAUGGACAUGUUGGCGACGGCAAUCUCCAUCUUAAUGUUGUAUCUGAUCCAACUAUGAAUUAUUCAACCCCGAUUCACAAGGAGCUGGACGCUGAGGUUUACGAGUACACCAAAGAUAUGCGAGGAAGCAUUGCUGGCGAACACGGAUUAGGUACUCUGAAGAAAGAUAAGAUAUUCUACAGUAAACCAGUGCUUGCGGUUGAGUAUAUGAAGGAGAUGAAGACUCUCUUUGAUCCUCGUGGGAUCCUCAACCCUGGCAAGGUCCUUCCCCAUACGAUACCUCCUGAAUCAGAGUUGCCCUAA
Molecule: messenger RNA, 567 nt
Organism: Perkinsus marinus ATCC 50983
Lineage: Eukaryota; Perkinsozoa; Perkinsida; Perkinsidae
Product: d-lactate dehydrognease 2, putative
Exons: 6
Coding region: 76-567 (163 amino acids)
Molecular function (GO): catalytic activity; flavin adenine dinucleotide binding
Source: RefSeq, a predicted model, not a curated record